GGCGGGGCCUGGAGACCAGGCGCUCACUUCCGCCCCCGCGUCCCGCCAGCCAAUGGGUCACUGAGCCCGCCCCUUCCGCACUGGAGAAAAACGAGCCCCCAGAGCGUUUUCCGGCGGGAGCUGAGGCUCCUUAUCAUGGGGACAAUUCAUCUCUUUCGAAAACCACAAAGAUCUUUUUUUGGCAAGUUAUUACAGGAAUUUAGACUUGUAGCAGCUGACCGAAGGUCCUGGAAGAUACUGCUCUUUGGUGUAAUAAACUUGAUAUGUACCGGCUUCCUGCUUAUGUGGUGCAGUUCUACUAAUAGUAUAGCUUUAACUGCCUAUACUUAUCUGACCAUUUUUGAUCUUUUUAGUUUAAUAACAUGUUUAAUAAGUUACUGGGUAAUGAUGAGGAAACCUAUCCCUGUCUAUUCAUUUGGGUUUGAAAGAUUGGAAGUCCUAGCUGUAUUCGCCUCCACAGUCUUGGCCCAGCUGGGAGCCCUGUUCAUAUUGAAGGAAAGUGCAGAACGCUUUUUGGAGCAGCCUGAGAUACACACGGGAAGAUUAUUAGUUGGUACUUUUGUCGCUCUUUCUUUCAACCUGUUCACGAUGCUUUCUGUUCGGAAUAAACCUUUCACUUAUGUCUCUGAAGCUGCUAGUACGAGCUGGCUUCAGGAACAUGUUGCAGAUCUUAGUCGAAGCUUGUGUGGAAUUAUUCCAGGACUUAGCAGUAUCUUCCUUCCCCGAAUGAAUCCAUUUGUUCUGAUUGAUCUUGCUGGAGCAUUUGCUCUUUGUAUUACGUACAUGCUCAUUGAAAUUAAUAAUUAUUUCGCUGUAGACACUGCCUCUGCAAUCGCCAUCGCCCUGAUGACAUUUGGCACCAUGUAUCCCAUGAGUGUGUACAGCGGCAAAGUACUGCUCCAGACAACACCACCCCAUGUUAUCGGUCAGUUGGACAAACUCAUCAGAGAGGUAUCUACCUUGGAUGGAGUUUUAGAAGUCCGAAAUGAACAUUUUUGGACUCUAGGUUUUGGCUCAUUGGCCGGAUCAGUGCAUGUAAGGAUUCGACGAGAUGCAAAUGAGCAAAUGGUCCUUGCUCAUGUCACCAACAGGCUUUAUACCCUCGUGUCUACUCUGACGGUUCAGAUCUUCAAGGAUGAUUGGAUUAGGCCUGCCUUAGUGUCUGGGCCCGGCACAGCCCACGUCCUCAACUUUUCAGACCAUCACAUAAUCCCGAUGCCUCUUUUAAAGACUACUGAUGAUCUGAACCCGGUCACCUCGACUCCAACUAAACCUAGCAGUCCACCUCCAGAAUUUUCAUUUAACACCCCUGGAAAGAAUGUGAGCCCAGUUAUUCUUCUAAACACACAAGCAAGGCCUUAUGGUAUUGGUCUGAAUCAUGGACACACACCGUACAGCAGCAUGCUGAAUCAAGGACUUGGGGUUGCGGGACUUGGAGCGACCCAGGGAUUCAGGACUGGUUUUACAAAUAUGCCGGGUAGAUACGGAAGCAACAACAGAAUUGGACAACCAAGACCGUGAUGUACUCUUACCUUAUUUUUACAAGGAAUAUGUAGUAAUCAAACUUUGCAUUGACUGCUCAAUCAUUUACACUAAGUGUUAGAGAAUAGUGGGCUUGUUCACAUUUCAUGAAACCUAUAAAUUCUAUUUUUGUAAAAUGUUUUUGUGGCAGUGAGAUCUUUGCAAAUGUUAUAGACUUUAAAUAAGCUUCUUUUAGAAAGUUUGUUUCUCUAAAUUCUAGUUUUGCUAUCUUUGGUUUGUAACUGCCUGCAGUGUGAUAUGAUCUUACCUUUAUAAAAAAGCCUCCUGAUUUUUUUAGCAAAAUUUAUAAACAUGCUUCGUGAAUAAUAUACAUUUUAGGAAAGGAAAACAGUGUCAUUUUAAAAGUAAAAGUCUCUUUCAUAAUUUUUCCAGACUUAACUGCUACAUUUUUGAGCUCCUCUUAAAUUAUAGCCUUGGUUUUUGUUUUUGUUUUGUUUUGCUAUUAUGUUGUUGAGGUGUUUUGUUUUUUGAGACAGGGUCUCACUAUGCAGUUCGGCUGACCUUGAGCUCACUUUGUAGCCUAGGCUGGUCUUGAACCUGCAGUGAUCCUCCUGCCUCAGCCUCCUGAGUGCUGGGAUUACAACCCAGCCUGGAUUACAAAGUGAGUUCAAGGCCAGCCUGAACCAUGUAGUAAAACCCUCCCUCAAAAAAGAUGAAAAAAAUCCAAAAAACCCUAUUUUUGUUAAAGUUUGCCUCAUUCACAAAUUUCAACACAUUUGGGUGUUUUUGUUUUUGUUUUAAACAGGUUCUCACUAUGUACUUCAGGCCAGCCUUGAAGUAACAGUGUGGCCCAGGGUAGCCUUGAGCUGGUGGGGAUCCUCCUGCUUCAGCCUCCCAAGUACUGGGAUUAUAGGUAUAGACCACAAUGCCUGGCAGCACAUUUGUAAAUAGUUGAUGGUUCUCAGUGUUUUAUUUAGUUAGAUGAAUAUCAAACCUUUGAUGAAAUGCAAUGAAAGAAUCCCAGUUUUAUAUGCUCGUAAUAGUGGAGUCUUUUUAAUCCACAUUUUAAUUAGUUGAUGUUUUAUUUCUCAUUUGAUUACUAAAACAUAUUACCAAAAUAUAUGGCAUUCCAUACAAAAUAUGGGAGUUGAUAUCUUUUCAACUUUGUAUAAUUUAACUAUAUUUUAUAUAAUUUUACCAAAGUAUAAUGGACUAUAAAUUACAGGAUACAGUAUUGUUAUGCCUACUUGGGCAGUUUCUAUUUUUUUUGUUUCCUUUGUCAACAAGAGUGAAUUAUUAAUGUGAUACAGUGUGAAAAUCAUGUAAAAAAGAAUUUUUUUUGUACCAAGAAUCGAACUCACAACCUCAUGCUUUCCAGGCAGGCGCUGUUCCACUGAGCGUGUAAAUUAUUUUGUAGUCAUUUUCCAGAUGCAGAUUUUAAGGACAUUCCAACAUGGUCAGUAUGGUUUCCAAAAAGUGUUAUGAGCAGCGGUCAUACAUUACCUGUGAGGCUUCUUUUUGUUUUGUGUUGUUAUGUUUUAUCAUGCAUUCUAUAGUUAAGAUUUUUUAAAGAGUAUUCUGAAAACGGAUUCAGCUUUCCUAGAAUCCACUGCCUCUGGAGAUCUGUGACUUCUCAGCCAUCAAACAGCUAUCUAGAGAAGAUACUGUUUUUAUAGCAUUGGCAAGAGUUUCUUGGUCAGCUCAUCCUCUUUUAAAAGUAGGACUCUUCCAAAUCCUCCUUCACAGUGGAAUAACAAACAUCAGAAACGCCAUCUGUAUCAAGCAAAGUUGUAAUCAUCUGUGAUAAAAAGUGACCAUAUUCUACUAACAUUUUGCUUAGCAAAGAAUCCAUCGUCUUUGACAGCUGCAGCCCUGCUGAAGAAAUACAGCCCACACUUCCUUUGAUGACUGGAGGAAAUGAAAGUGUAAAUUGUCAUAGGGCAGCCUGUGUCUGUCCUUUGUCUUAUGUUCUUCAAAUAGCCACGAGGUGAUUUUUCCACCAUUGACCUCAUCUAAAUGUGAACUGAGGUCCCACAUGAAAUCUGGAGGACUGUCACAUCCUGAGCGAUAAUUAACAGGUGUGUGCCGCCUUCCCCUAUGUCUUUUCAUGUCUUGCCACCAGAUUUUUAAGUGAUUGGUACUGAACGGAGCUGCAUCGGGUUCUGUGCCUGCCUCCUCAGCUCUCAUUCAGAGGCAACAUCUGUGCAGCUGCGCCAGCAAAGGUACCUAACCCUCCUGGAGAAAGGACACUCAGACUGCCUGGGCUGGGAAGGGACUGGUCCUGCUUGCUGAAAAUCUGUGAUGCCAAAUGUUGCAGAUGGCUUCGGCCCGUGCAUUAUUUCAUAGAAGUCUUGCUGGUCAGGCUCUGACUGACUUCUGGACAUGAAAAUAAUGAUCAUGGCCAGCAUGGGAAUAUCUGCAACAGCCUUAUUGGUAAAUCCCACUAGAGAAUAUUUUGAAGCAAGACCAAGAAAAGGAAAUUUGGCCCAUGGCCUGUGAUUACAAGCAGGCUCCACGGAGUGCGACUAAUCCUAUUUGAAGAAAUCCCUGUAUUGCCAUGGAAAAAUCACUGGACUAGGAGAUAAUCGAUUUGGGUCCCAGUCCUGCUGCUGAAGAUAUAGAAGUGUUUUGUAGUCAUGAACAAGCAAGCCAAUUAGCAGAGCUUUCUCAUCUGUAAAUUAGGGAGGGAACUGAGUUAGUUGAUGUGUAGAAUUUUCUGACUAAAUCUGUAGCCCAAUUACUACACAGGCUUGCCCAGAAUUUCUAACUACUACCUCAGCAUGCUGGCCACGUGUUACCUGCACCAACAGCUAAGCCAUUAAUUUGAGGUGUCAUGAGACCAGAAGAUGCCACAGGCUAACACCAUCCAGGUUCUUGGGUUUUUUCUCAACAUCCCUCAGUUUAAAUCUGCUUAGAUUACAGAGCUGUUUUUAGACUUUUCUGUGACUGGUUAUUUUUGGAGAUGUGGAGAAAAGAUGACAGGGUGUCCUCUGCUUCUGUCAGGAACAAAUGAAUGGGAUGCUUUCUUCCUUGCUUCCUUAUGGAAUUAUAUAAGAUGAAUGCUUCUGCUACGGAGAGUCCGAUUUUCAAACCUCUGAUUUCCCUGCUUAUCAGCUGCCAGUUUGUACUUGACUAAAGAAUGUCAAUCUUUUUUGGCAGUGCUUCUAAUAUGAGAAAAUGCUUUUUUUCAUUCCAAAUCAUUUGAAUUAAACCAUUCCAAUUAAAGAGCAUUAGAUAAUUUUG
This is a messenger RNA of Cavia porcellus (domestic guinea pig), 4725 nucleotides long. RefSeq names its product solute carrier family 30 member 6 (gene Slc30a6). Gene Ontology annotation, cellular component: membrane; Golgi apparatus. Gene Ontology annotation, molecular function: monoatomic cation transmembrane transporter activity. The record is from RefSeq and is a predicted model, not a curated record. NCBI's taxonomy places the organism in Eukaryota, Metazoa, Chordata, Mammalia, Rodentia, Caviidae. Gene Ontology annotation, biological process: zinc ion transport; transmembrane transport. Bases 136 to 1521 code for a protein of 461 amino acids. The transcript has 14 exons.